Messenger RNA from Clonostachys rhizophaga, 2241 nucleotides. Lineage: Eukaryota; Fungi; Ascomycota; Sordariomycetes; Hypocreales; Bionectriaceae. The record is from the annotation of a GenBank genome assembly.
AUGAACCAUUCAAAGCUUGGUCAGGCUUUGAGCCGUCGCCAGAGUCUAUGUCUCCAGGCCCAAUACGUACAAUUGAGAAAGCUCAGUACUGUCAGUGGGAGCACUCCUGGAAAAGCGCCUCUUAGCAGGUUUGAGCCAGACCAGUAUAUCGAUUAUGGCGAUUUCAUUAGAAAGGUCGAGCUGGGUCGCAGAUUCAAUAACCGACCCCUAACGUAUACCGAGAAGAUUUUGGUCGCCCAUAUGGACAACAUAGAGGAGGAAAUCUUGCAGCGUGGAAAAACUCUCCUGAAGCUCCGCCCCAGACGAGUGGCUUGCCAGGAUGCAACUGCUCAAAUGGCCAUCAUUCAGUUCAUGUCUGCCGGUCUGAGCUCAACGGCAGCCCCGACAAGCGUCCACUGUGAUCAUUUGAUUGUGGGAAAGAAGGGCCAGGAUGUCGAUCUACCUAAUGCCCUGAACGUGCACAAGGAAGUCUUCGACUUUUUGUCAAGUGCUUGUAAACGGUUCAACAUUGGCUUCUGGAAGGCUGGCGCUGGUAUCAUACACCAGAGCAUUCUGGAGAACUAUGCCUUCCCUGGAGGAUUGAUGAUUGGCGCAGAUUCUCAUACCCCUAACGCCGGUGGCCUGGGAAUGAUGGCUAUCGGUGUAGGCGGAGCAGAUGCGGUGGAUGUUAUGGCAGAUGUGAUCAACCGGCUAGUUUCCAUCCUCACAGUCAAAGGCGGAACGGGAAACAUCAUUGAGUUCUUCGGCCCCGGGACACAAUCUCUGUCAGCGACGGGAAUGUGCACAAUCACGAACAUGGGCGCCGAGACUGGGGCAACUACUUCCAUCUUCCCAUACUCGGAUGCGAUGAACUCAUAUCUCAAGGCUACUCACCGACAUGAAAUUGCAGCCGCCGCAGAUUUCGCGGCAAAUGAGCUCAAAGCAGAUGAAGGAGCCGAGUACGACCAGGUCAUUGAGAUAGACUUAUCAACUCUUGAGCCACAUAUCAACGGGCCAUUUACACCAGACCUCUCUACCCCAAUCUCCAAGUUUGGCGAUGUGUCAGCGCAAGAAUCUUGGCCUCCAAAGCUGACUGCUGGGUUCAUAGGGUCCUGCACAAACUCGUCGUUCCAGGACAUGACACGGGCCGCAGACUUGGCCAAGCAAGCACUCACAGCUGGGCUAAAGCCCAAAAUGCCUCUUUUCGUCUCACCGGGCUCGGAACAGACUAGAGAGACCCUUCGAGCGAGCGGAGCGUUGGCGGGUACACGUAACUCGAUCAUUACGACGUACAACAGAAACUUCACUGGCCGUCUGGACGGCAACCCGGCGACAUACAAUUUCCUCUCCUCACCUGAAAUGGUUAUGGCCAAGAUUUUCUCGGACAAUCUCGGAUUCAAUCCAAUAGAAGACUCGAUCAAGAAAGAUGAUGGCUCAGAGUUUCGCUUCUCACCACCUGAAGGCGAGCCUCUGCCUGCGGGUGGCUAUGCCAACACAGACUAUGUCUUCACCAAACCGCCCUCAAGCUCAAGCGAACGGGACAAUAUUCAAGUUCAAAUACCUGAAUCUUCCGAUAGGCUACAGCGGCUUUCCCCUUUCCCACCAGGACGAAAAGGUGAUAUCGAAAACUGUGUGAUUCUGAUCAAAACAAAGGGCAAAUGCACGACCGACCACAUCACACCUGCAGGACCAUGGUUCCGUUUCCGCGGUCACUUAGAUAACAUCUCAAACAACACACUCAUCGGUGCCGUUAACGCUGAGAAUGAUCAGACUAAUUCGGUCACAAACUGGAUCACUGGAGAAGAGGGCGAUACCCCUGGAACGGCGAGGGCUUACAAAAAUCUCGGCCAGCCGUGGGUUGUCAUCGGAGACUACAACUAUGGAGAGGGAUCCUCGCGUGAGCACGCUGCUCUCCAGCCACGCUACCUAGGUUGUCUUGCCAUCAUCGCUCGGAGUUUCGCUCGGAUCCAUGAGACGAAUCUGAAAAAGCAGGGUGUUUUAGCCCUCACAUUCGCCAACGAGGAAGACUAUGAUCGUGUUCACUCCUCUGAUCGUAUCAGCAUCCUCGGAAUUAGCGAGAUUGCUCCCAGCAAGAGCCUCACUCUGCAGUGCACUCCCACCGUAGGGAACAGGCUUCCAUGGACGGCCAAACUCAACCACUCUAUGACCUCAGAGCAGGUUGAGUACUUUAAAGCUGGAAGUGCUUUGAACUUGAUGGCAAAUAGAAAAAGCGAAUCGGACGCGGCGGCUUCACUACUCUAG